CCCACAGCGGGUCCUGGGUGUGGGGACCGGCAAGGGGAGAAGGGAUUCCCCGGAGGCUCCGGCUGCAGUCGGGUAAAGGAAGCGCCCGGGCGUCCCUGGGAGGAGAGACUGGAGUUGGGGGAUUCCAGGGGCUGGAACGCCCUGGAUGCUGUGGCACUGGGGAUGCCUCUGCGCUGCCCUCCAAGUGCUGAAGCAACAGGCCCAGCAGACGGAGAGAGGAGGGGGAGGGUCGGGGCUCCGGAAUGUCUGGCAGGGAAGCCGCUCUCUUUGUCCGGGGAGCAGGAGGCAGAUUCCUAAGGAGAAACUGUCCCCAAGCUUCCUCCUGAAACCAUAGCCUAUGAGAGCGCUAAACUCCUAUCUCUUCAUGAGAAUCAAGUUGCCACUAAGGCCACCACAACCCGGCUUCUCAGCUGACCAGCCUUUCCAGGGACCCUCCGCCCAGUCCGCCGCAACUACUACGACCCGUCCUCGGCCCCCGGGAAGGGCGUGGUGUGGGAGUGGGAGAACGACAACGGCUCUUGGACGCCCUACGAUAUGGAAGUGGGCAUCACCAUCCAGCACGCCUAUGAGAAGCAGCACCCCUGGAUCGACCUCACCUCCAUCGGCUUCAGCUACGUCAUUGACUUCAGCACCAUGGGCCAGAUCAACCGGCAGACCCAGCGCCAGCGCCGCGUGCGCCGGCGCCUCGACCUCGUCUACCCCAUGGUCACGGGCACCUCGCCCAAGGCCCAGUCCUGGCCGGUCAGCCCGGGGUCGGUCACCUCGCCCCCUGCGCCACCCUGCUCCUGUCCACAGUGUGUCUUGGUGAUGAGUGUUAAGGCGGCCGUGGUCAAUGGCAGCUCUGGGCCCCUGCAGCCCCCAGCGACCCGCAAGAACAUGCCGCCCUCCGGAGUGAUCAAGCUGCCGCCCCCACCAGGCCUCGGGGCCAAGCCGCUGGACAGCACAGGCACCUUCCGAGGCCCGGUGAAGACAGCCCCAUCACAGGUGAUCCGGCGACAAACCUCCAGCAUGCCUGCUGGGGCAACUGCGGGCUCUCCUGCCAGCCCCCCAGGAGCCAACGGCAAGACGGGAAGGGUGGCCCUGGCCACCCUGAAUCGUACCAACCUGCAGCGACUGGCCAUCGCCCAGUCCCGGGUGCUGAUCGCCUCUGGGGUCCCCACUGUCCCAGUGAAGAACCUAAACGGGUCCAGUCCUGUCAACCCUGCCUUAGCAGGAAUCACUGGGAUCCUCAUGAGUGCAGCGGGGCUCCCCGUGUGUCUCACCAGGCCACCAAAGCUGGUCCUACACCCACCCCCCGUCAGCAAGAGCGAAAUAAAAUCCAUCCCAGGGGUUUCCAACACAAGCCGCAAGACCACCAAAAAACAAGCCAAGAAAGGUAAAACCCCAGAGGAAGUGCUGAAGAAGUAUCUGCAGAAAGUCCGGCACCCGCCGGAUGAGGACUGCACCAUCUGCAUGGAGCGCCUCACGACCCCCUCCGGCUACAAGGGCCCGCAGCCGACGGUGAAGCCCGACCUGGUGGGAAAGCUGUCCAGAUGCGGCCACAUCUACCACAUCUACUGCCUGGUGGCCAUGUACAACAAUGGGAACAAGGAUGGAAGUUUGCAGUGUCCAACCUGUAAGACCAUUUAUGGGGUGAAGACAGGCACCCAGCCCCCGGGGAAGAUGGAAUACCACCUCAUCCCCCACUCUUUGCCUGGCCACCCAGACUGCAAAACCAUCCGGAUCAUCUACAGCAUCCCGCCUGGCAUUCAGGGGCCAGAACACCCGAAUCCCGGGAAGAGUUUCAGCGCCCGGGGCUUCCCACGACACUGCUACCUUCCGGACAGCGAGAAAGGGAGAAAAGUUCUGAAGCUGCUGCUCGUGGCCUGGGAUCGCCGCCUCAUCUUUGCCAUCGGUACCUCCAGCACCACGGGCGAGUCAGACACGGUCAUCUGGAAUGAGGUCCACCACAAGACAGAGUUUGGCUCUAACCUCACUGGCCACGGCUACCCAGAUGCCAAUUACCUGGAUAACGUGCUGGCUGAACUGGCUGCCCAGGGCAUCUCUGAGGACAGCACGGCCCAGGAGAAGGACUGAGGCUGGAGGGGCUCUGAAGUGGGGGGGUGGGGACUGCAGGACAGGAAGUGGGGAGUCAAGGUAGGAGUCAGUGCCGUGCGCUCACGGCUCCUGCCGAGUCUCCCUUCCUGGCCUGUCUCCAUCCCCCUCCCUCCCAGUCCCAGGGGCAGCCAGGUUGAAUAAGGGGACAUCAUUCAUAAACCUCAUCCAACACGAAGGGGCCACGGGAUGAGGGCCUUCCUGGGUCUGUUCCCAUGGAGUUUUUGGUGCUGGGCAGGCAAGAACCCCCUCCCCGGCCCUGCCUCCCGGGUAGGGGCACAGGCGGCACACUUAGGGUAUGGCCAGUGCGUGGGCACUCCAUACCCUGGCCUGGUGGCGCCAAGGUUGCUCGACUCAGCUGGCUUCUUGCUGCUUCCACUCUGCUUUGAGAAUGGAGUUUCCGCUUUUCUCUCCUCUGCUGGAGGCAGGGAACUCUCACUGUGCAAGGUUGGGGGGUGGGCAAAGGGGUGAACCGCUAAACUGCUAUGAGCUGAGACACUGGAUGCCCUGGUGUAGAGUGGUGUAGAGCGAGGAAGCGUUUCUUGCCUAGAGGGCCAGAGAGGCAGAGGCUCUGGGAGCACGUCCAGCUCUCGUCAUAGUCCUGGGCUUCUCCGGGCCCUCCCUUCCUCCUCACACCUUUGACCUGUCCAAAGAGGCAUCUGGUUCUCUGGUGUGGAUGGAUGGACUCUGGGAUUCCUCUCUGAGGUGGCAUUCCAUGAUGCUGUUUCUAGCCCCUCUCUGAUCAAACCAGAGCCUGCAUCCCCCCGAGCAUCUGAACUGUCCUCAGGGAGAGAGGCCCAUAGCCUUCUUCCCAGCCCCUCCUAGACCAGCUCAAAGAUUCCAUGAGUUUCAUCAAGUCACUGUGAGCAGAGCCCGCGGUGGGCUCUGUGCUGUCUGUGUGUGUGCAUGUGGGUGGGUGGGCAUCUCGGGGCCAGGUGGGUGGAGCGGCCCAUCGUGUCCCUGCACCCUGUUUUGCAAGAUGCCAAACCCCGAAUCCGAUGGGGAUCAAACAGCCAGGCUGUGGUCCUUUGAAUUUCCUCACCCUUUGCCAAACUAUCCCUUAGGAAACUUAGACCCCAAUGGAGUCAGAACUGUGCCUGGGGAGAUGUGAGGAGGGGAGGGCCGGAUUGACCCCUUUUUAUAUUUCUUUUCAAGAUUGGAUCAGAGCCAAUCUUCAUCCAGUCUUGUUUCUAUGAGGGCUUCAAUCUGUCUCCGUGCAGAUUUGCUAAUCAGAGCCCAGAGGUGACACUGGGCCUCUUAUCCCCCUCAUCUGUCAUACGUUGACUCAGAGCACGGAGGGACCCUCUGUAGCUCGUUCCUAACAGGGUCAGGACCACAUUGUGGUCUGGUCCAACCUGCUCCUGGGUUGUGUCCCCAGACCCUGUCUAUCUCCUCCCCAACAUUCCUCUUGCCUUUGGUCCCCAUUAAGGAAUGAAUUGGGGGUCGGGGAGGAGAGAAGGGGGAUCAAGAAGGGAAACCCAAUUCCCCCUUUGAAAGUGGGUUCUUUGAACUAUGUGUUUGGGGGAAGUUCCUCUGGAUACUAAUUUGAAUUUAUAUACCUCAUGUUUUGGGGGUUGGACGUAUAUAUAUGCAUAUAUAUUUCAUUAUAUUUGGAAGGUUUUUGAUGCUGGAAAAAUCGAAACGAAAGAACCUUCAAAAAUGGUACUUAGGUUAGACCCGGAGGCCAAGCUUUCAGCAGAGCCGGUUCCGUAGCUGCUGGCCGUUGGGCCUACAGCCAUUUUGACGUUGGUGUGGCCAGUGGAGUCACCCGAGUGUCACCUG
This is a messenger RNA of Lemur catta (Ring-tailed lemur), 3876 nucleotides long. It is a transcript of the gene DTX4, whose product is annotated as deltex E3 ubiquitin ligase 4. The transcript has 9 exons. Gene Ontology annotation, molecular function: zinc ion binding; ubiquitin protein ligase activity. Bases 535 to 2076 code for a protein of 513 amino acids. The record is from RefSeq and is a predicted model, not a curated record. Gene Ontology annotation, cellular component: nucleoplasm. NCBI's taxonomy places the organism in Eukaryota, Metazoa, Chordata, Mammalia, Primates, Lemuridae. Gene Ontology annotation, biological process: protein ubiquitination; Notch signaling pathway.